CUCCGGCCAGCUCGGGCCUCCUUCGCUCCCCCCGCCCUCCUCCCUUGCCCGUCUAGCCCUCCAGCGGCUAAACUCAAUGGUUUUCGGCACCGCUCUAGCCGCCCGGAUCUUUUCCAUCGUUGGUUUCCGGCUCCCGGUGGUUCGUCGCCCGCGGUUCCCAGGGACGCGCUUUGCACGUGGAGCGGCGUGUGGAGCCCACCUGGCCCAUAUGUUUGAGGAACCAGAAUGGGCCGAGGAGGUCCCCGAAGCCGCGCGUCUCGGGCCAGUGGCCACGCGGCCUCAGCCCGCGGCGGCCUCGCCUGCCAAGGGCUCCAGGCGCCGACAACUCCUGGCCACAUUACGGGCCCUGAAGGCUGCAUCUCUUCCCCAGCGGGCCCCCAGUGUGUCUUGCAGUGACUCUGAGGAAGAAGAGGAGGUGGGAAAGAAGAAGAAACGCCAAAAAGGCGCCCGGUGUGCCAGUUCUUCGACGUCAUUUGAGAAGAGGAAAAAGAAGCAUAAAAAACAGGGCCCACCUGACAGGGACACUGAAGAAGAGGAAGUGGAAAGAAAGAAGUGUCGCAAAAGUGCUCUUGGCGGUGAUUGUACUGAAAAGAAGAAAAAGAGGAAACAUCAGGAAGAGCCCCUGUCAAACCCAGUCCAGCAGCUGGAUAAUGUUAACCAAACAGGACCCAAAGCUUGCAAGAGUAGUGCUACAAGUGACUCAUUCACAUCCAAACCGAAUCCUGAGAUCUCUUCCCCUAAUCCGCCCCACACUUUGAGUCGCAAGCAGUGGCGGAACCGUCAGAAGAACAAGCGUAGACAGAAAAACAAGUUUCGGCCCCCUCAGCCGACUGACCAGACUUCGGCCACAGCCCCCACAGUGCAGACAGAGGUGCCUCCUGUCCCCAAUCCAGACAGCCAGGAUGCUCGGGCGGAUGCUCUGCGAGCUCGUAUGACCCAGAGGCUGGAUGGUGCCCGAUUUCGCUACCUCAACGAACAGUUAUACUCAAAGCCUAGUAGUGCUGCCCAAAGCCUUUUUCAGGAAGACCCUGAGGCCUUUCUUCUCUACCAUCGAGGCUAUCAGAAUCAAGUCAAGAAGUGGCCACUGCAUCCUGUGGACCGCAUUGCCAAAGAUCUUCGCCAGCGGCCCGCAUCCCUUGUGGUCGCUGAUUUUGGCUGUGGAGACUGCCGCCUGGCUUCUAGUGUCCGGAAUCCUGUUCAUUGUUUUGACUUGGCCUCUCUGGAUCCCAGGGUUACUGUGUGUGACAUGGCUGAGGUUCCUCUGGAGGAUGAGUCUGUAGAUGUGGCUGUGUUUUGUCUUUCGUUGAUGGGAACCAACAUCAGGGACUUUCUAGAAGAGGCAAAUCGAGUGCUGAAGCCAGGGGGUCUCCUGAAAGUGGCUGAAGUCAGCAGCCGCUUUGAAGAUGUCCGGGCCUUUCUGGGAGCUGUGACCAAACUGGGUUUUAAGAUCAUCUUCAAGGAUCUGACCAACAGUUACUUCUUCUUGUUUGAUUUUCAAAAGACUGGACCUCCUCGGGUAGGGCCCAAAGCUCAACUAUCAGGCCUGAAGCUUCAGCCAUGUCUCUAUAAGCGUAGGUGACCUCUGGAACCCCCAUGGAAGGGGAGGCACGUAUUGAACUCUAGUCUCAGAACACUGACGACUAUCCAGGCAGGCUGGAACAGGACCUACUACAACCCUUCCUCCCAGGAAGAUCAUG
Messenger RNA from Sorex fumeus (smoky shrew), 1697 nucleotides. RefSeq names its product ribosomal RNA processing 8 (gene RRP8). NCBI's taxonomy places the organism in Eukaryota, Metazoa, Chordata, Mammalia, Eulipotyphla, Soricidae. Gene Ontology annotation, biological process: cellular response to glucose starvation; regulation of transcription by glucose; rDNA heterochromatin formation. The record is from RefSeq and is a predicted model, not a curated record. Gene Ontology annotation, cellular component: rDNA heterochromatin; nucleolus; chromatin silencing complex. The transcript has 7 exons. Gene Ontology annotation, molecular function: methyltransferase activity. The coding region runs from base 77 to 1579 and encodes 500 amino acids.